UAGCUUCGUUCGGGUUGCUAACGUCUUUCCUGGGAGAUGGGCGCGCAAACCGACCAGUGGGUCUGGGGGCGGCGGUGAUGGGCGUGGAGCUGGCCCAAUGAGGGUGGGAGUGGGUGGGGCAGGCGCGAGCAGCAGUGCUAAAGGAGCCCGGCGGAGGCAGCGGUGGGUUUGGAACUGAGACGCUGGAUCUGUGGUCGCUGCUGGGGACGUGUGCCGGCGCCACCAUCUUCGGCUGAAGAGGCAAUUACUUUUGGGUCCUUCUGUUUACAAUGGCCCAGAGAGCUGGACUGGAGGAUCCCGAGAGGUAUCUCUUUGUGGACAGGGCCGUCAUCUACAACCCUGCCACUCAAGCUGACUGGACAGCUAAAAAGCUGGUGUGGAUUCCAUCAGAGCGCCAUGGUUUUGAGGCAGCUAGUAUUAAAGAAGAAAGGGGUGAUGAAGUUAUGGUGGAGCUGGCAGAGAACGGGAAGAAAGCAAUGGUCAACAAAGAUGACAUUCAGAAGAUGAACCCACCAAAGUUCUCCAAGGUGGAGGACAUGGCAGAGCUGACAUGCUUGAACGAAGCCUCUGUCUUACAUAAUCUGAAGGAUCGCUACUAUUCAGGACUUAUCUAUACUUACUCUGGACUCUUCUGUGUGGUGAUAAAUCCUUACAAGAACCUUCCAAUUUACUCUGAGAAUAUUAUUGAAAUGUAUAGAGGGAAGAAGCGCCAUGAGAUGCCGCCACACAUCUACGCCAUAUCAGAGUCUGCAUACAGAUGCAUGCUUCAAGAUCGUGAGGACCAGUCAAUUCUUUGCACGGGUGAAUCAGGUGCCGGGAAGACAGAAAAUACAAAGAAAGUCAUCCAGUACCUUGCCCACGUUGCUUCCUCUCACAAAGGAAGAAAGGACCAUAAUAUUCCUGGGGAACUUGAACGGCAGCUUUUACAAGCAAAUCCAAUUCUGGAAUCAUUUGGAAAUGCGAAGACUGUGAAAAAUGAUAACUCAUCUCGCUUUGGCAAAUUUAUCCGGAUCAACUUUGAUGUAACUGGCUAUAUUGUUGGGGCCAACAUUGAAACAUACCUUCUGGAAAAGUCUCGUGCUGUUCGUCAAGCUAAGGAUGAACGUACAUUUCAUAUCUUUUAUCAGUUGCUCUCUGGAGCAGGGGAACACCUGAAGUCCGACUUACUCCUGGAAAGUUUUAAUAACUACAGAUUCCUCUCCAAUGGCUAUAUUCCUAUUCCUGGCCAGCAAGACAAGGAUAACUUUCAGGAGACCAUGGAAGCCAUGCACAUAAUGGGCUUCUCUCACGAAGAGAUCCUCUCAAUGCUUAAAGUCGUGUCUUCGGUGCUGCAGUUUGGAAACAUCUCUUUCAAAAAGGAGAGGAACACUGACCAAGCUUCCAUGCCGGAGAACACGGUUGCACAGAAGCUCUGCCACCUGCUCGGGAUGAAUGUGAUGGAGUUCACUCGGGCUAUCCUCACGCCCAGGAUCAAAGUUGGCCGAGAUUACGUACAGAAAGCCCAGACCAAAGAGCAGGCAGAUUUUGCAGUGGAAGCCUUGGCAAAAGCUACCUAUGAGCGGUUGUUUCGCUGGCUCGUUCACCGCAUCAACAAAGCGCUGGAUAGGACCAAACGCCAGGGAGCUUCUUUCAUUGGGAUCCUGGAUAUUGCUGGUUUUGAAAUUUUUGAGCUGAACUCAUUUGAACAACUGUGCAUCAACUACACCAAUGAGAAGCUACAACAGCUGUUCAACCACACCAUGUUCAUCCUGGAGCAGGAGGAGUACCAGCGAGAGGGCAUCGAGUGGAACUUCAUCGACUUCGGCCUCGACCUGCAGCCCUGCAUCGACCUCAUAGAGAGACCUGCCAAUCCCCCUGGCGUGCUGGCCCUCCUAGACGAAGAGUGCUGGUUCCCCAAAGCUACAGACAAAACGUUUGUUGAAAAGCUGGUUCAGGAGCAAGGUUCCCACUCCAAGUUUCAGAAGCCACGGCAACUGAAAGACAAAGCUGACUUCUGUAUCAUCCACUAUGCGGGGAAGGUGGACUAUAAGGCAGAUGAGUGGCUGAUGAAGAACAUGGACCCCCUGAAUGACAACGUGGCCACCCUCCUGCACCAGUCAUCAGACAGAUUUGUGGCUGAGCUUUGGAAGGAUGUGGACCGAAUUGUAGGUCUGGAUCAAGUCACUGGUAUGACUGAGACAGCUUUUGGCUCUGCAUAUAAAACCAAGAAGGGCAUGUUCCGAACCGUCGGGCAGCUCUACAAAGAGUCUCUCACCAAGCUGAUGGCAACCCUCCGAAACACCAACCCCAACUUCGUCCGCUGCAUCAUCCCAAAUCACGAGAAGCGGGCUGGAAAACUGGAUCCACAUCUCGUGCUGGAUCAGCUUCGCUGUAAUGGUGUCCUGGAAGGAAUCAGGAUCUGUCGCCAGGGAUUCCCCAACCGGAUAGUUUUCCAGGAGUUCAGACAAAGAUAUGAGAUCCUAACUCCCAAUGCUAUUCCUAAAGGCUUCAUGGAUGGCAAACAGGCCUGUGAGCGAAUGAUCCGAGCUUUAGAACUGGACCCAAACCUGUAUAGAAUUGGACAGAGCAAGAUAUUUUUCCGAGCUGGGGUCUUGGCGCACUUAGAAGAAGAGAGAGAUUUAAAAAUCACUGAUAUCAUCAUCUUUUUCCAAGCUGUAUGCAGAGGUUACCUAGCCAGAAAGGCCUUUGCCAAGAAACAGCAACAACUAAGUGCCUUAAAGGUCUUGCAGCGGAACUGUGCGGCGUACCUGAAGCUGAGACACUGGCAGUGGUGGCGCGUCUUUACAAAGGUGAAGCCUCUCCUCCAAGUGACCCGCCAGGAGGAAGAACUCCAGGCCAAAGAUGAGGAGCUGCUGAAGGUGAAAGAGAAGCAGACAAAAGUGGAAGGGGAGCUUGAGGAGAUGGAGCGGAAGCACCAGCAGCUUCUAGAAGAGAAGAAUAUCCUGGCAGAACAACUGCAAGCCGAGACUGAACUCUUUGCCGAAGCAGAAGAGAUGAGAGCAAGACUUGCUGCCAAAAAGCAGGAACUGGAGGAGAUUCUCCAUGACCUCGAGUCCAGGGUAGAGGAGGAGGAAGAGCGAAACCAGAUCCUGCAGAAUGAGAAGAAGAAGAUGCAAGCGCACAUUCAGGACCUAGAAGAACAACUGGAUGAGGAGGAGGGGGCCCGGCAAAAGCUUCAGCUGGAGAAGGUGACAGCAGAGGCUAAAAUCAAGAAGAUGGAAGAAGAGGUUCUGCUUCUCGAAGACCAGAAUUCCAAAUUUAUCAAAGAAAAGAAACUCAUGGAAGAUCGAAUUGCUGAGUGUUCCUCUCAGCUGGCUGAAGAGGAAGAAAAGGCAAAAAACUUGGCCAAAAUCAGGAAUAAGCAAGAAGUGAUGAUCUCGGACUUAGAAGAACGCUUGAAGAAGGAGGAGAAAACUCGGCAGGAACUGGAAAAGGCCAAACGGAAACUGGACGGGGAAACAACCGAUCUGCAGGACCAGAUCGCUGAGCUGCAGGCGCAGGUCGAUGAGCUCAAAGUCCAGUUGACCAAGAAGGAGGAGGAGCUCCAGGGGGCGCUGGCCAGAGGAGAUGAUGAGACGCUACACAAGAAUAAUGCACUUAAAGUUGCACGGGAGCUGCAGGCCCAAAUUGCUGAGCUCCAGGAAGACUUUGAGUCUGAAAAGGCUUCAAGGAACAAGGCUGAGAAGCAAAAACGGGACUUGAGUGAGGAGCUGGAAGCUCUGAAGACAGAGCUGGAGGACACCCUAGAUACCACAGCAGCUCAGCAAGAACUCCGCACAAAACGUGAGCAGGAAGUGGCAGAGCUGAAGAAGGCUCUUGAGGAUGAAACUAAGAACCACGAAGCUCAGAUCCAGGACAUGAGACAGAGGCACGCCACAGCACUGGAAGAGCUCUCUGAGCAACUGGAACAGGCUAAGAGGUUCAAAGCCAACCUGGAGAAGAACAAACAGGGCCUGGAGACAGACAACAAGGAGCUGGCGUGUGAGGUGAAGGUGCUGCAGCAGGUGAAGGCAGAGUCAGAGCACAAGAGGAAGAAGCUGGAUGCCCAGGUCCAGGAGCUCCACGCCAAGGUGUCCGAGGGUGACAGGCUCAGGGUGGAGCUGGCCGAGAAAGCAAACAAGCUACAGAAUGAGUUGGAUAAUGUCUCAACCCUUCUGGAAGAAGCGGAGAAGAAAGGUAUUAAGUUUGCUAAGGAUGCAGCUGGUCUGGAGUCUCAACUACAGGACACACAGGAGCUCCUUCAGGAGGAGACACGCCAGAAACUGAAUCUGAGCAGUCGGAUCCGGCAGCUGGAGGAAGAGAAGAACAGCCUUCAGGAGCAGCAGGAGGAGGAAGAGGAGGCCAGGAAGAACCUGGAGAAGCAGGUGUUGGCCCUGCAGUCCCAGCUGGCCGACACCAAGAAGAAAGUGGACGAUGACCUGGGAACAAUUGAGAGUUUGGAAGAAGCCAAGAAGAAGCUGCUCAAGGACCUGGAGGCACUGAGCCAGCGGCUGGAGGAGAAGGUCCUGGCGUAUGACAAGCUGGAAAAGACCAAGAACCGGCUGCAACAGGAACUGGAUGACCUGACAGUAGACCUGGACCACCAGCGACAGAUCGUCUCCAACUUGGAGAAGAAACAGAAGAAGUUCGACCAGCUGCUGGCAGAAGAAAAGGGCGUCUCUGCUCGCUAUGCAGAAGAGCGGGACCGGGCUGAAGCCGAGGCCAGAGAGAAAGAAACCAAAGCGCUGUCCCUGGCACGGGCCCUUGAGGAGGCGUUGGAGGCCAAGGAGGAGUUGGAGAGGCAGAACAAGCAGCUUCGAGCAGACCUGGAAGACCUGAUGAGCUCCAAAGAUGACGUGGGGAAGAACGUCCAUGAGCUUGAGAAGUCCAAGCGAGCCUUGGAGCAGCAGGUGGAGGAGAUGAGGACCCAGCUGGAGGAGCUGGAGGACGAGCUCCAGGCCACUGAGGAUGCCAAGCUCCGCCUGGAAGUCAACAUGCAGGCCAUGAAGGCCCAGUUUGAGAGGGACCUGCAAACCCGAGAUGAGCAGAAUGAAGAGAAGAAGCGGCUGCUGCUUAAGCAGGUACGGGAGCUCGAGGCAGAGCUGGAGGAUGAGCGGAAACAGCGGGCACUGGCUGUGGCUUCGAAGAAGAAGAUGGAGAUAGACCUGAAGGACCUCGAGGCUCAGAUCGAGGCUGCGAACAAAGCCCGGGAUGAAGUGAUCAAGCAGCUUCGCAAACUCCAGGCACAGAUGAAGGAUUACCAGCGUGAACUAGAAGAAGCUCGAGCAUCUAGAGAUGAGAUUUUUGCUCAAUCCAAAGAAAGUGAAAAGAAACUGAAGAGUCUAGAAGCAGAAAUCCUUCAGCUGCAAGAGGAGCUGGCCUCGUCUGAGCGAGCCCGCAGACACGCAGAGCAGGAGCGAGAUGAGCUGGCCGAUGAGAUCGCCAACAGCGCCUCUGGAAAGUCUGCAUUGCUGGAUGAGAAGCGGCGCCUAGAAGCCCGGAUCGCACAGCUGGAGGAGGAGCUGGAGGAGGAGCAGAGCAACAUGGAGCUGCUCAAUGACCGCUUCCGCAAGACCACGCUACAGGUGGACACACUGAACACAGAGUUGGCAGCGGAGCGCAGCGCUGCCCAGAAGAGUGACAAUGCCCGCCAGCAGCUGGAGCGACAAAACAAGGAACUGAAGGCCAAGCUGCAGGAGCUGGAGGGAGCGGUCAAGUCCAAGUUCAAGGCCACCAUCUCAGCCCUGGAAGCUAAGAUUGGACAGCUGGAGGAGCAGCUUGAGCAGGAAGCCAAGGAACGAGCAGCUGCUAAUAAACUAGUCCGUCGAACAGAGAAGAAACUGAAAGAAAUCUUCAUGCAGGUUGAAGACGAGCGUCGGCAUGCAGAUCAGUAUAAAGAGCAGAUGGAGAAGGCUAAUGCCAGGAUGAAGCAGCUUAAGCGUCAGCUGGAAGAAGCUGAGGAAGAAGCUACACGUGCCAACGCAUCUCGACGUAAACUCCAAAGGGAACUGGACGAUGCCACCGAGGCCAAUGAGGGCCUGAGCCGCGAGGUCAGCACUCUCAAGAACCGGCUCAGACGGGGCGGCCCAAUCAGCUUUUCGUCAAGCCGAUCUGGCCGGCGCCAGCUGCACAUUGAGGGGGCGUCGCUGGAGCUGUCAGAUGAUGACACAGAAAGUAAGACCAGUGAUGUCAAUGACACCCAGCCGCCUCAAUCAGAAUAGGCGCAGGAGGUCAGAGGUGACGCUGAGGACAGGCCGGAACUCAGCCCAGCACCAGUCUGCUUGAGCCCUGCUCUCACUACUCGGGAAUGGCAAGCUCCCAGAUUCCUUCCAGGAAAGUCAACCGUGUCUUAAGGCUUUGCGGCCUGCGCAGACUAUAUCCUGCUUCAGACUAGGUACAAUUGCCCCUUUUUAUAUA
Mastomys coucha (southern multimammate mouse) is the source of this 6396-nucleotide messenger RNA. RefSeq names its product myosin heavy chain 10 (gene Myh10). Gene Ontology annotation, molecular function: ATP binding; cytoskeletal motor activity; actin filament binding. Gene Ontology annotation, cellular component: myosin complex. The transcript is spliced from 41 exons. The record is from RefSeq and is a predicted model, not a curated record. Lineage: Eukaryota; Metazoa; Chordata; Mammalia; Rodentia; Muridae. The coding region runs from base 270 to 6200 and encodes 1976 amino acids.